Molecule: messenger RNA, 270 nt
Organism: Penicillium psychrosexuale
Lineage: Eukaryota; Fungi; Ascomycota; Eurotiomycetes; Eurotiales; Aspergillaceae
Exons: 1
Coding region: 1-270 (89 amino acids)
Source: RefSeq, a predicted model, not a curated record
AUGCUGGGACUCCACCGCCACGAAAUGGACGACCACCGUAAAAUCGGUCAGAUGGCCGUGAAGAAGCAUGGGACGAUUGUCUCCACCCGCCUGACCGACACUCAAGUCGGCCGUCGUAAGGUUCCAUACGAGGACCCCAAUCCUGCGCCUCUCAAGUACCGACGCCGUAGCUCCGACUUGUACCCCUUCCCUUUUUGCUGUUUUGUUCUCCUUUUCUGCUCUGGUCCGUCUGAGCCCGCAUAUCCACCUAUUUGGUUUUUUAGCACUUAA